AUGGACACUGAUGUCCAAGGCGAUACUUUUUAUGAAGUAUUCAGUGGGAAGGCCAGUACUGAAGACUACGAUUAUACUGUGGAUCAUAACAGGAAUAUUAAGAUUUUCACUGCCAAGGGUAAUUCAGUGUUUUACCAGAUUAUUAAGACCAGUGGUAAUUGUUGUGGAAGUGCGUGUUGUGGUUCAGAGACUGUUAUUUGGGAAACCAAAGAUCCUACCAAGUAUGCCUCCAAGGUUUUUACUGAUGGUAUCGGUGCCUGUACCAGUGCCAGUAAUGUGAGUGUGUACCUGAUGAACGGUGAUAUAGUACAUUUCAAUAAGGGUGGUUGUAAUAAACCGUGGCUCCCUGCUUCUAACAAAAUACGGCUUAACUUAAGUAAGACCUCCAGUACCAUUUUCUAUGACUUUCACCAUGAUGGUGAGAAGAGGACUUUCACGGCUAAACCUGGUUAUAUGUUUUACAAAGUAUUUCUCAAAAGUUCUUGGAUGUGGACAGUAUGUUGGUCUAGUUGUUGUAAGUCUGGAUGUCUCUCAGAUAAAGUUUUUUGGGAUGCAAAAACUGACAGUGAGUGUUCUAGCAAGGUGGUGGUCUACGGUGUGGAGUCAAGUAUUAGGAACGUAAAUGUAUUCCUGGAAAAUGAUAAAGUGAUACACGCCCAUAGGGUUGGCAGGAAUUGGGUCUCAUCAACUGGCUUUAUUCUUGAUAUCAAUAAAAAUUCGAAUAAUGACCUGUUUGACUAUAGAUCGACUAGGGGAUUUGGUCACUUUAAUCCUAAGGCCAAUUUGACAAUCGAGAGUGUUGUGAAGAAAAACCUUGAGGUCUGGAAAGCCGAUCCAAAAGAUCAUGGACUAAAGGUAGUGUUAAUGGGUUCUGGUUUAGGUGAGAAACAUAUAUCCAUUCUGCUGCAAAGUGGCGGGUUUGUACUUCUUUGCAAGGAGGGUUUGGGUAAACCAUGGAAAAACGAAACAGGAUUUUUACACAACUUCUCAGGAAUCAAGUUGUUUUCCUUGGAUGAGGGUACAUCCCACUAUCAUGAGCUCACUAGGAAUGACUACGAUCCUACAGUAUUCGAGUCUAGAUAUGGGUACGAAUUUAAAGAAGGUGCCAGGUGUGUGAUGAUCACCCAUGAGGGUAAGACUGUUUGGAGUCACACUGAGGAUCCUGAGUUUGGAUACCUGAGGGGUUUUUAUCUCGAUCUAGUUAAAGAUCAGUUCAUUGUCACAAGUCUCAAAGAUCAAUCAAAGGAAGUACAUGUCAAGAAAGGCGUUUCCAUAGCCAAGGUAACUCCUGUGGCAGCACCCACAUUAAAAGCUCCAGUUUCUGAAACUGCUGUCACCCCUGUAGUUAAAUCUCCAGUGGCAGGUCCUAAGGCAACUCCUUUAUCUUCGCCCUUAGAUAUUUCAUCAUUUACCCUUUUGAAGCUUUCCGGUGUAAAAUCACCUGAUAAAGUUAAGUUAUAUUCCACUAAGUCAGAUUCAUCCACAUGUAAAGUUGAGAAAGAGUUUGAUGACUUUGACUAUGACCUAAAGGGUCUUCAAUGUGAAUUUAUUACCCAUGAUGGGAAUUGUGUCUGGAGACGUGAUGAUGGUCAAGUUUAUCCAAAAUAUGCGAGCUAUAACGAGGAGGAAUGUAAAAUAAUUGUAAGUUUAGAAGAGGAGUACUAUACGUGCUACAUGGAAGAGAAUCAUUGGAAAUCAGUGAUACGUAGUUAUGGGUUUGGGGGUAGGGACGGUCCUUCAUAUCCAUUUGGCCAGACUACACCUGUUGCUACUGUUACCGCUCCAGCAGUUACAGCCCCUGCCAAACCCACUGAGGCCACCAAGGUAACUCUUGACAUUGAGAAGAAACAGAGCACCGGCGAGUAUGACUACAAGGAUGAGAAUGGAGUCGUCACAUACACUCCCAAGAGUGGUCAUCUGUUUAAUAAGGUCGCUCAGGGCACCAAGGUAAUUUGGGCUUCAGUUUCUGACGUAUUUGGUAAGCUGGUUAGGACUAAGGAAACCAAGGGUGUUAAUUACCUUGUAGUCCUACUAACCAAUCGUACAUUCAGUUUGUUCCAAGAGGGAGUUAAAGAAUGGACCGACAUCACUUCCAAGAGGCACGAUGUUAAGAAGCUAAAAUUCUACGGCGAAGGUGACACCGUGCUGAAGGAGACAGACUACGAUGUAACUAUAGUAGACAUGUCAUUUAGUCACACAUUCAAAAGUGGUGUCAAUUGUAGGAGGGUGUUGCUGGGUCAAGAGGUUGUCUGGAGCCAUACAGACGAUCCGAAGUUUCAACAGAUAACAGUAUUUUCACUAGGUCUUGCUUCAAACUGUUUCUUCAUUAAGAACCCGUCUGGUGAUGUCAAGAAGAUAGAACCCAAGGUAGAAGCUGAAGCGGUUACUAAAGUGACUGCGGCUCCGGUUGCCAAAUCAGAACCCACACCCACACCAGCAGAGGCCAAACCUGCCACUACUCCAGCUACUGUUAGCAAGACAAUCAGUCUUGAUAUUGAUAAAUCUCAGGGUACAGAUCAGUUUGAAUUCACUGAUGAUAAUAAUGUUAAGACCUUCAAUGGGAAGAACGACUGUGUGUUUGACAAGGUUUCAGAGAAAAGUGAUGUGGUUUGGGAGUGUAAGGAUGGUGUGUCUGGUACUAUGGUCAGGACUAAGAAAUUCGCUAACGGUGACAUGUUCUUGGUCAUACUACUGGAGGAUGAUAUGGUCAGGCUGUUCCAAAAACCUGCUGGUGGAAAAUGGUCUGAUGUUACUGCUGAUAGAUUUGAUUUGAAGAAAUUGAAGUUCUUUGGUGAAAGUGAUAAGGAACUAAAGUCGUCAGAUUAUAAUGUAAAUUUGGCUUUUCUAUCAUAUGAAUUCGUAUUCAAAACUGGUAUCAAAUGUCAGAAGGUGAAAUUGGGAGAUGACGUGGUAUGGAACCAUGAUGAGGAUCAGAAGUUUGAGGAGAUCAAGGCAUUUACACUUGGUCUUACCACAAAUAAAUUCUUUGUGAAGAACCAAGCUGAUGAAGUCAAGAAGAUAGAACCCAAACAAUCAACACCAGUUAAGGAACCAGAUAAGGCUCCAGAGACUAAAGAAGAGGCUAAGGAACCAGCCAAAUCUGCGCCUGUUACAACUGCCACUACAGCUGAGUCGACUCCUGCAACUCCUGCAACUCCAACAGCUACGACAACUCCCGCAGCUACAACACCUACAACAGCUGCUACAACUACAACUCCAGCAACUACAGCUCCAACUCCAGCAACUACUCCAACUACUCCAACUCCUCCAACUACGGCAACUACAGCAACUACAGCAACUACAGCUCCAACAGCUACCACGGCUACAACGCCUACAACGCCUACAACGCCUACAACAACUGGUACCAGUAAACAGGUUACUCUUGACAUUGAUAAGAAGGCAGGUACAACUGAGUUUGAGUACUGUAAGAGUGGUAGCUAUCCUACAUACACUGCGAAAUCUGUCUGUGGAUUUAACAAAAUUGUAAAGAAAACAGAUGUCAUCUGGGAAUCCCAGAAUAAUGUGCUUGGAACCAUAGUCGUUACUAAGGGUAAUGAUAAUGUUGCAAUAUUUCUGGAGAGUGGAGGUUGUUUAGUACUCAAAAAGUCUAGUGGUAAGUGGAACAAUACCACGAGUCAGAAGCAUGAUAUAUCCAAAGUCAAGUUCUUUGGUGAUAAGGAUGUAGAGAUAAAGAGAGCUAAUUACAGGGUUAAAGUCCUAGGGUAUUCAAGCAGUUUUGCCUUCAUUUAUGAGUUCAGUGGAGUUAAGUGUAGGAAAGUGAAACUUGGAGAGAAAGAAAUCUGGAAACAAAGUGAUCAUCCAGGAUUUGAGGUUACCAUGUUCCAGUUUGAUCCCAUUAAGAACGAGCUUUAUGUUGCCAAGACCAAAGAUUCAUACAAGAAACUAAGCGUUUAA
Theileria parva strain Muguga is the source of this 3915-nucleotide messenger RNA. RefSeq lists its product as uncharacterized. The transcript has a single exon. The coding region runs from base 1 to 3915 and encodes 1304 amino acids. The record is from RefSeq and is a predicted model, not a curated record. NCBI's taxonomy places the organism in Eukaryota, Apicomplexa, Aconoidasida, Piroplasmida, Theileriidae.